AUGCACAUCGGUCCAGUACGCCACCGGUCCAGUGUGCAUUGUUCCAGUGUGCGCCGUUCCAGUAUGCACAUCCAUUACGCAUCUCCAUUAUGCAUACGUGCUGCUCGAUAUUGGCGCAUGAGCAUCCAGAUGAUCGACAGAUUGGCCCUAACAAGCAUUUCGACAAGCCCGACUCUGGAGUCCUUGAGGGAAUCCGAGUGGAUAUACUUGGUAGUGUUGAGCUUGACUCCUUGGGAUGGAUAUCCGUCCACUUACGGCUCUGUGGCCCACGGAAACACAGUAGGAUCUAUUGUCCUAUCGUCCUAUCUGUGUCUAACCGAAAGCCACGCAAUAUACGAGUAA
Molecule: messenger RNA, 342 nt
Organism: Monascus purpureus
Lineage: Eukaryota; Fungi; Ascomycota; Eurotiomycetes; Eurotiales; Aspergillaceae
Source: the annotation of a GenBank genome assembly